Messenger RNA from Kuraishia capsulata CBS 1993, 1140 nucleotides. RefSeq lists its product as uncharacterized. Lineage: Eukaryota; Fungi; Ascomycota; Pichiomycetes; Pichiales; Pichiaceae. Gene Ontology annotation, molecular function: S-(hydroxymethyl)glutathione dehydrogenase [NAD(P)+] activity; zinc ion binding. The transcript has 2 exons. Gene Ontology annotation, biological process: formaldehyde catabolic process. The record is from RefSeq and is a predicted model, not a curated record. The coding region runs from base 1 to 1140 and encodes 379 amino acids. Gene Ontology annotation, cellular component: cytosol.
AUGUCUACCGAAGGUAAAAUCAUCACAUGUCAAGCCGCUGUCGCUUGGGAAAAGGGACAAGACCUUUCAAUUGAAACCAUCGAGGUUUUGCCACCAAGAGCACACGAGGUCAGAGUCAAGGUGGAGUACACCGGAGUUUGCCACACAGAUGCUUACACUCUUUCCGGUAACGAUCCCGAGGGAGAGUUCCCCGUGAUCUUUGGCCAUGAAGGUGCUGGUAUUGUCGAAUCUAUCGGUGAAGGCGUGACCAACGUCAAGGUGGGCGACUCGGUUGUUCUCCUGUACACUCCAGAGUGUAAGGAGUGCAAGUUCUGCAAAUCUGGAAAGACCAACUUGUGUGGAAAGAUCCGUGCUACCCAGGGCAAGGGCCAGAUGCCGGAUGGAACCGUCCGCUUCAGAUGCAAGGGCAAGGAAUUGCUCCACUACAUGGGCUGCUCGUCCUUCUCCCAAUACACCGUCGUUGCGGAUAUUUCUUUGGUUGCCGUUGACCCAUCUGCUCCUAAGGACCGUACCUGUUUGCUCGGCUGUGGUAUUACCACCGGAUACGGUGCUGCCGUCAACACUGCUAAGAUAACCCCAGGUGACAACAUCGCCAUCUUUGGCGCUGGCUGCAUUGGUCUUUCUGUGAUUCAGGGUGCUGUGACCAAGAAGGCUGGCAAGAUCAUUGUGGUCGAUAUCAAUGAGAACAAGAAGAAGAUGUCGUUUGAGUUUGGUGCUACCGACUUUGUCAACCCAGCCACCUUGCCUGAGGGCGUCACCAUCGUGGACAAGCUGAUCGAGAUGACCGAUGGUGGUUGCGACUUCACCUUUGACUGUACCGGAAACGUCCAGGUGAUGCGCAAUGCUUUGGAGGCGUGCCACAAGGGAUGGGGUGAGUCCAUUAUCAUCGGUGUUGCUGCCGCUGGUAAGGAAAUCUCCACCCGUCCAUUCCAGCUUGUCACCGGAAGAGUCUGGAGAGGUUGUGCCUUUGGUGGUAUCAAGGGUCGUACUCAAAUGCCUCAAUUGGUGCAGGAUUACAAAGAUGGUAAGAUUAAGGUUGACGAGUUCAUCACCCACCGUCACCCAUUGAAAGACAUCAACAAGGCCUUCCACGACAUGCACGCUGGUGACUGUAUCAGAGCGGUUAUCACCAUGGACUAA